Molecule: messenger RNA, 1914 nt
Organism: Mixia osmundae IAM 14324
Lineage: Eukaryota; Fungi; Basidiomycota; Mixiomycetes; Mixiales; Mixiaceae
Exons: 9
Coding region: 1-1914 (637 amino acids)
Biological process (GO): polynucleotide 5' dephosphorylation; 7-methylguanosine mRNA capping
Cellular component (GO): mRNA capping enzyme complex
Molecular function (GO): polynucleotide 5'-phosphatase activity
Source: RefSeq, a predicted model, not a curated record
AUGCAGCCCGGCAGCGAUUUUGCGCCUCGCUACGGGCCUGCUUCACCUCUGCCGUCACAAUUAGGAGCAUCCCAAGCUACGCACUCAACAACAGCAGCACCCGCGUUGAAGCGAACGUUUGACGACGCCGCAACGAGCCAGGGAAACCCUGCGCGAGCAAAGCGAGCUAUGAACGGCAGCGCGGCUCACAGUGAGCAUGUCAAGCAACAGGACACAGCUUUGGUAUCGCCUUCAAGCUCCAAUGACAGUCUCAAGCCUCCCAAGAACAAUGAAGGCGUGCAGAUACCGCCUGCAAUCAGUGAGCUGCCCCUAGACGGCACGAUCAGACCGCUCGAGGCGUCUAUGCUGGGUCUGGCGCCGAUAGACGAGUUCACGAGAGAAGUCGCCGAUUGGAUAUGGGCCUUCACGAGGACUCUCGAGAAUGUAGAGGCAAGCGCAAAGCUAGGCACGCUGAUAGACAACCGUACACAAGCGCGCAUCAUCUUUCCCGUCGCUGUCGAGACGAUCUUGACAGAUGCAAGUACCUUCAGAUUCGAGAGCAACAUGACAGUACAGCAGCAUGGCUUCUACAACCAAAUGCUCAAUACUCGCUUUGCAGAGUCCAACAAACAGGAAUACGACGGCGAGCGGAUACAGUAUGUACAUACGAGGCAUCUCGACAGCAUACACAGCUUCCCCAGCGACAACUUUGCCAAGCUCCGAGUGACCACAGACCAGAAGACUGGCCAGGUCGUUCCUAAUGGCGUCAUCAUCAAGCGUAAAGUGGCGGAUAUGAACGUCUACUGCCCCAAGCGCUCCUUUGACUACCGGAUCUCGGUCAGCAUAGAAUCGCCCACUGUCAUGCCUACAGAUCGGCCUAGCCGUCAAAGGUACAAAGAUCGCUUGUCUUAUCGGCAUCAGAUCACUCAGAUCGAUCUAACGCAAGUCAAAUCACCAGAGACAAUAGAGCCACGGCACGAGCUCGAGCUAGAGCUCACACCGACAGAUUUGAUCAUGCAAGAAGGCGCAAAGCAAGCUGCGGGUCAACCAAGUCUGUACAGAGACAUGAUCCAAGUCUUCUUGAACAACAUCAGAAUGCUCCGCUACGAGCACGCACAAGAGAUGAUAUCAGUCAGAGAAAGAAGACGAAGCAUCAUCUGCGACGUUCGCCUCGGCAACGUCGCGAUUGAGAUUGGUGUAGCUCUCUUUGAUGCACCGUGGCGAAACAUUGCAAGCUUGCCAGCCAUCUGCUCAGCCAGCGGAUAUAUAAUUGCACUUUUCUUCGACAUUCCCUAUCACGCAAGAGUUGGGGCUAAAGCGCAGAGCCAGACUGAGAGUCAUCAAGAGGCGCGAAAGGGAUUGUCACACUACUCUGGCAGCAUCUGGCGAUCAGUGUACCACUGGCGAGAACUCUGGCGACUAUCUGGCGAACAGCUGACGGCACUGGCGAAUCAUCUGGCGAUAUACUCUCAGCCCUUCUCGGCCUCGUCAGCCGUUCGCUCGAGCCCGACUACAAGAAAUACACUUCUGCCUAGCAAAUUUAUGAGCCGAAUUAGGGUUGGCACUGGCGGUGAGAUUUCGCUAGGAGAGGAGUUCCCAGGUCUGCCUCCGCUAUCGGUCCUCGAACACUUGCGCUGGAUUGCAGAUGUCAGACCGGGGACUUUGCGGGCAGCGGUUGGUUUCAGUGUAUCUGGCCAACACUGCACGCAGAAGAGAUCUGCAUCUGCUUUGCCUCGCGCCUCCCCUCCUCGACCGCCCGAUGGGCACUUGCACGACUCGACUCAUCUCGCACAUCGCGCCAAUCCCGAGCACACAUAUCAAACGCUGUCAUCUCUAGCGCAAGGCACCCACUCGACAAUGCGAUCAGCGAAAGUGCGUGCGAGCCUUGUCGCACUUCAUCCACUUAUCACAAUCUGUCGACUACUUGACGAUUAG